Oncorhynchus tshawytscha (Chinook salmon) is the source of this 4191-nucleotide messenger RNA. Its product is annotated as oxysterol-binding protein-related protein 9-like. Gene Ontology annotation, cellular component: intracellular membrane-bounded organelle; membrane; cytosol. Lineage: Eukaryota; Metazoa; Chordata; Actinopteri; Salmoniformes; Salmonidae. Gene Ontology annotation, molecular function: sterol binding. The record is from RefSeq and is a predicted model, not a curated record. Bases 32 to 2242 code for a protein of 736 amino acids. The transcript is spliced from 24 exons.
UCCUCCCCUAGAAUCUUGGCCAAUUGUAAAGAUGGCGUCCAUCAUGGAGGGACCGCUGAGCAAAUGGACUAACGUCAUGAAAGGUUGGCAGUAUCGCUGGUUUGUUUUGGACUACAAUGCGGGUUUACUGUCAUACUACACGUCUAAGGACAAGAUGAUGCGUGGCUCUAGAAGAGGAUGUGUGCGUCUCCGGGGAGCUGUAAUAGGAAUCGAUGACGAGGACGACAGCACAUUCACCAUCACUGUGGACCAGAAGACUUUCCAUUUUCAAGCUCGAGAUGCAGACGAACGGGAGAAGUGGAUCCAUGCCUUAGAGGGGACUAUUCUCCGCCACACCCUUCAACUGCGGGAGGCAGAGACAGGAUUUGUUCCAAGUGUCCAAGACUUCGAUAAGAAACUUGCAGAGGCUGACGCAUACCUACAAAUUCUAAUUGAUCAGUUAAAGCUCUUCGAUGAGAAAAUCAAAGAUGGCAAUGAAGAGUCGUGCAGAAAAAUUGAACAUUUGAAGGAAACCACAUGUAGUAUGGUAGAGUCAAUCAAGCACUGUAUUGUAUUGCUGCAGAUUGCCAAGGAUCAAAGUAACGAACAGCAACACGCAAACGGACUGAUAAGCACCAUCAACCCAGUGGAUGGGAUAUUUCCGCCUCUGGAUGCUUCUUUAGUCAAUUUAGCCAUGCCAACACAGACCACCCUCCCCACAGAUGGCUCUCAGAUGUGUAAAGGAGAACAGCGGCCCUCCACUUUACCGGUGGGGGCUGUUGUCACAGUGAUGGGCAGUCUGCAGACUCCGACCCCCAACAGCACAGGGAGUGGCCCCUCAGACCCCAGCAGUAGCGGUGCCUCUCCCAGUCACAUGACCAUCCCCUCCCACUCGGUCCCUGACUUCUCCUACUCCAGCAGCGAAGACGAGUUCUACGACGCUGACGAGUUCUACCAGAACAGCAUGUCUCCCAAGCACCUUCUAGAUUCUUCUCGGCCUCCUGCUGCCUUGCCUCACAGCAAUGACGGAACAGUGCUGAAACGACCAGACACUAACGAGUCCCUCAACUCCUCCAUGUCUAACGGCACCACUGAUGCAGAUCAAUUUGACAGCCAUGAUGACGAGGCGGAGGAUCAGGGGGAGUCUGUGGAGGAGCACAAGAGUGUCAUCAUGCACCUGCUGUCCCAGGUGCGGCUGGGCAUGGACCUCACCAAGGUGGUCCUGCCCACAUUUAUCUUGGAGAGGAGGUCUUUGCUGGAGAUGUACGCUGACUUCUUUGCACAUCCGGAUUUGUUUGUCAGUAUCGCAGAUCAGCUGGAGCCCAAAGAGCGCAUGGUGCAGGUGGUGAAGUGGUACAUGUCAGCCUUCCAUGCGGGGAGGAAAAGCUCAGUGGCCAAGAAGCCAUACAACCCCAUCCUGGGAGAGGUCUUCUUCUGCCACUGGGACCUGCCUUCAGAGAGCGAGGAGCCCACCGCAAUGGAGCCAUCGUCAGAGGGUCCGGUGCCAUGGUCUUCAGCCAACAGUGUGUCUUUUGUAGCAGAGCAGGUCUCUCAUCACCCCCCCAUUUCUGCAUUCUACGCAGAGUGUCUCAGAAAAAAGAUUCAGUUCAACGCCCACAUUUGGACCAAGUCAAAGUUCUUAGGAAUGUCAAUUGGAGUGCACAAUAUUGGCCAGGGAUGUGUGUCCUGUCUGGAACAUGACGAGCACUACAUACUCACCUUUCCCAAUGGAUAUGGCAGGUCGAUCCUGACUGUCCCAUGGGUGGAGUUGGGUGGAGAGUGUAACAUCAACUGCUCCAAAACGGGCUACAGUGCCAGCAUCGUGUUUCACACUAAGCCCUUCUACGGUGGCAAGAAGCACAGGAUCACCGCUGAGAUCUUUCCUCCCAAUGACAAGAAAUCAUUCUGCUCCAUUGAAGGAGAGUGGAAUGGAGUGAUGUACGCUAAGUGGGCAUCUGGGGAAAACUCCUUGUUCAUUGACACAAAGAAAAUGGGCUGUAUCAAGAAGAAGGUGAGGAAGUUGGAGGACCAGCUGGAGUACGAGUCCCGCAGCCUUUGGAAGGAUGUGACGGUCAGUCUGAAGUCAAGAGACAUCGAUGCAGCAACGGAAGCCAAGCACAGGCUGGAGGAGAAGCAAAGGGGCGAGGCCAGGGAGAGGAAGGAGAAUGAAAUGCAGUGGGAAACUAGGUUGUUCCAUGAGGAUGGGGAGUGCUGGGUCUACGAUGAGCCUCUACUGAAAAGAACUGGAUCACAGAGGCACUGAGGCCAAAGAUGCAGAUCUUGGAGUCUUAAUAAGAACUCUUUUGCAAACCACUUCUUAUCCAAGCCUUGGAAUGACUGAUGAUUGAACAUGAUCACAGCUUUGCAUUUUCAAAGUUAUAAUUUAAUGAAAUCAAGAAGAAACAUCUACAAUGUAAAAAAUAAUAACCGUUGUUUUGCCAACCCCACAUCCUCCACCUCAUCCCCUGAACGACUAAAAAAAGCAUGACAAAAACAGUACCAAUGCCCUUCGGCUACACAAACAAGUCCUCACAAUCUUGCAGGAGGAUCCCUCAAGGGUCUGUUCUUUUCCUCGAGGGGGCGGGUGUUUUGAUCGAACAAACCUCGAAAAACAGCGUUCUGUAUCUCAGGGAAGCUGGUGACUGAGGAAUGAAUGGUGUACUUCCAGGAGUUAGACAGCCUUAUGGUGGAAUCACAAGGGGGAUAACUUGGCUUGCCAACAACUAGCUACAGCUGUUUAUAUAUAGAUACUUAUGAUGAAUGUAUAUAUAUAUUCUCUUUUUUAAAAUUGUAUUUCUCUUUCUUUCUGGCAGUAGUAAAUAUUUUAGGAUAUGAACUCUAUGGCAAUACAUCAGGAAUCAUUCCUUUUCCUUUCUACAUUCGUGCCCUCUCAAGUUCGUUGACAUUCUCUCCCCAUGUACUAACUCCAUCUAGUGCAGUGGUGUCAAACUCAUUUUGUCCCGGGGGUCGCAUUAUGUCUUCAACGAGGUCCAGAGGGCCGCAUUGAAAAUGUGUUAUUUCCUCACCGUCAUUUUUAACAUUUACAUUUCUGAUGCUCCCUGACUGUCUGGCUUUAAUUUUGGUGAUUUAUUAGCGAGCUGGACACAGUCAAGAAACUGUGAAUGUAGGUCCAUUAUCAUUUCAACACAGUUUAGAUUUUAUUUUAGUCAUUUUAAAGUCUAUUGGGGUUUUUUUUUCUUUUCAAUGCUAACACCUACGGGCUGGAUUGGACUCUCACUCGGGCCAGAUGUUUGACACCCCUGGAUUAGUGUAUGUUUAUCUGCUCAAGAUGACCAGAAGAGGCACCCAAGAAGUCUGCAUUUGCAAGAUAGACAAAGGUGGAGUCGAGGAAGAGGACUUGUCAACAUGUUUAUUAUUUUCCCUUUUGGCAUUUAUGAACAAAUGUAUGUCUUUUUGAUUUGUUUUUCAGGUGAUUGGGUAACAUGCUAAGGCGCUUUAAUGAGCGGUUUUAUUGAGUGCUAAAUUUGGUUGAGGGUACAAACUUUAAUACCAGGUUAGAUUAUGUCCAGUGGUGGUGUUAAAGGAGAGAAUAAUUGUCUUGUUUCUGCCUUUAAUCGAAAGGUUCAUUCCCCAUUCAGUGCCACAUCAUUUUAAACUAAAUAAGCAGAUGUUUGGAUAAGUACCUAAAAGAAAAUCUCGAUCUUUCACUUGAGCAUAUGAAUCAUAUGACUGUGGAUAUUCUUCAGCGAACCCAUUAUGUGAAAUAUUGUGAGCUAAAGACAAAUCUAUUCCUUUUCCCCUCAGAAGGCUUUUUAUCAGUAAGCAAGGCCAGGUAAUACAGUACAUGAAUUGACAUUUUGGUUAUUGGAAAGGAAUUGUGACCAAAACCAUUUGUAGCGAUAGAGCACAUUCCUGCUGACACGCACGCAAUGAUUGCCUGUGGUGAAAAACUCAACAAGUUCACUUAACUGAAAUGUAAAGGUGGAGUAUCAUCCUUUUAUCUCUAAAGUAGAUAAAUACAGUAUCUUCUAAUAUAAUAGAAUUUACAGAGGUUACAAACUCAAGCCAUUUUUCUUUUCAUGUUAUGUCUUUGUAAAUGAAUUUUGAAUCAAGGCCUUGCCAUACAUUUCAGUAUUGCUUCAAAAGAGCAAUCGGAACAAAAUGUAUUUUUUAUUUCCUUUGAAUCAUAACCAUUGAUUGUAUUAGAUUUUCAUGUUUAUUGAUGCAUAAUAUUAAAUCUCCAUGAGUUUA